Ostertagia ostertagi is the source of this 3225-nucleotide messenger RNA. The record is from the annotation of a GenBank genome assembly. NCBI's taxonomy places the organism in Eukaryota, Metazoa, Nematoda, Chromadorea, Rhabditida, Trichostrongylidae.
GAGGUCUGGCAAUGGGCUGGGACUAAUUCUUCUCAUUUCAGAUCAUGGUCACUGUCCGACAUUUGCUUUAAGCCGGCUCCACCGGAACUGGAUGGCCUUGCAGCUGAGAUGUCUGAUGUCAUCGAACGGAUAGUUCCUUGUAUAUGGAUAACACCGAUUGAUUGUUUCUGGGAAGGUGCGAAAGCACUCGGACCUCAUCCACCAAUCGAAACUAAAGAUCUUGCGCUUUUGGCCUGGUUGAAGUCAAUUCCAAAUCGGAAGCAUAUCCACUGGACUGAUUUCGAUCCCAUGGCUGUCAUUAAUGAGAUUCAUGAUAUGCUGAAUCUGGGUUCUCAUCAUACAUUUUUUGAGCGAGUCGGGGUUGGACAUGGUUACCUCGACAGGCCUUGUAUGAACCCACUGGAUCCGGAGUGUCCAAAAAUGUCUCCGAAUUACUACGACGUUUGUCCGAUGUUGGAUCGUUUUCGUGACUAUGCAGAUAAAAAUAACAUCACGUUGGAGGCAGACGACUUCUCCCAUGACGUUUAUGAAUUCGAUCUUCUCUCCAUAUUCAACAUGGGCAGCAAACGAAGAAAGAAGAGAGACACGGAAACGUUAGCUUCGCAUGGAGUAAAUGAUACUGAGAACGUGGAUGCUUCACCAGCAACGAGCAAACCAGAUUCGGGCACUUCUGAUCAAGCAGCUGAAUCUGUUGCGAAAGAGGAAGCACAACGCAGUGAGAAGUCCGCGAAAGCAGCCGCUGAAGAAUGUAAAGUCUAUCGUGGUCCGAUGAUGCGGUGGAUGUUUGACAAUCCCGGCAAGUGGUCUGAAUUCCUUGCCUUGUCGGAAUAUCCUCGUUUCCCCGAUUACGCUCAAGUGAUGUCGGGUGGGUGUCCUGGAUUCGCAGCAGGUGUUCUGCAUUGGCCCGAAGACAUGAUCCUCGGUGGAGUGAAACGAUCAGCAAAGGGAGCGGCCAUGGAGUCGGCUGACGCCUUGCAAAGUGUGUUCUUGGUAGCCAGUCCAAAUGACGUCUACCUCAGAUAUAAGCAAAAAGGAAAUCGUCCUCUCGCAAAACCUGAGCUGGAUCAGUCCAUAUGGAGUGAAAAGUUCGCCGAAGAAGUAAUCCAGCAAUGGCAGCGUAACUUCACCCGAAUGCUGUACAAACAUCGCGCCAACUUUGAUGAAGAGGGCUUCGAGCGCCGUACAAUACAUCCAUUAGCAUCAACAUCGAUUGCUGAUAUGUUGGAGGAGUUCUGCCAGUUCAAUUACAAGAUCAUAUUCGUUGGAUAUGGUUUGAUGCUGGUAUAUGCGGUUUUUACGCAAAUGAAACGCGAUGGAUGCCUUCCCUCAUCUCAGUCUUGCAUGGGCCUUGCGUUAGCUGGCGUUUUGACGGUGACAUACGCUUCGAUUUCUGGACUUGGGCUCGCUACUUGGUUUGGAAUCGAAUUCAAUGCAGCUACCACCCAGAUUGUGCCCUUCCUCACCCUUGGUAUCGGUGUCGACAACAUGUUCAUGUUACUGCAUAAUUACCACGAUGUAAUGUCACUGACAAAUCAGCAUGAAAUAGGAAUUCUCAUGCGAGAAACUGGAAUGUCGAUAUUGUGCACAUCAAUUAAUAAUAUUCUCUCCUUCCUUGCAGGAACCAUGCUGCCGAUUCCAGCACUGCGUUCGUUUUGUGCUCAGAGCUCCAUUCUGCUCACGUUCAACUUUAUCGCCAUUCUUACGUUGUACCCUGCCAUCAUUUCGAUCGACUUAAGACGUCGAAAAGCUGGCAUGCGUGAUGUGUUCUGUUGCCUUAGAGGGGAACCCCGGCAAGAGGCCUACUCGAUGAUUACUAAGCCACACUUCCAGGAGAAACGCACAAUCGGUGAACCGAUUCCACGAAUCAUCUCAUACAAAGAUGUGGAGAAGGCUGAGCCCCCGGGAACUUUUAUCAUUAUCUUUCGGAACUUUAGUAUUGCGUUUGGGCGUCGCUUUUAUGUUGGUCUCGCAUUGUGUGCAUCAUCCAAGUUUGUGAUAAAAACAAAGUCGGGUGAGCCGUCGGAGAAAUACUGGCUAGGAAUGAUGCGAGAUUGGUUGGCCAGCAUACAGAAAGCAUAUGACGAUGAAAUGGCGCGGGGGAAGGGGGUUCAUUUUUUCUCUUUUAUUCUAUUUGGUGCGAGCUAUUCGUUCAAUUUGACCGAUGGUGAACUGAAAGGUAACGUCAGUGAAGAUGCUCAAAUUGCGCACCGUCUUAUUUGUAGUGUUGGUCAUAAGUAUCAGUGCGAAGGAAGGGUUGGUAAAGUCCGGUUGGUUGAUGGUACACAAACGAUCAACAAUGAUGGUUUCUACAAUUAUUUAACAGCAUGGUACAAUCAGGACAACAUGAUGUAUUACGUGUCCCAAGCGUCUUUCUACCCGACUCCACCCAAGUGGUCGAUAACCGACAAGAAAGCGCCACUGCUAGUCCCGCCAGCUGAACCGUUGGCCUACUCACAAAUACCUUUCUACUUGACCGGACUCACUGAUACGCCAGUUAUCAUUGAAAUGAUAAAAGAGAUCAGAGCCACAUGCGAUCGUUUCGUCGAGGAAGGGCUUCCUAAUUUCCCUCAAGGCAUCGCGUUUACGUUUUGGGAGCAGUACCUUCAUCUUAAUGGCAAUCUUUUGACGGCUAUCGGUAUCAUAGCAUUUGCUGUAUUCGUUGUCAUUUCGAUUCUCUUGUUCAAUCCGUGGGCAGCGCUCAAUAUCUUGAUAAUUCUUGUUGUGAUGACGGUCGAGCUGGCUGGCUUUAUGGGUUGGGCUGGAGUGAAGAUGAAUCCUGUAUCGGCGGUGACUUUGAUUACGGCUGUUGGGAUCGGUGUUGAAUUCACUGCUCACGUUGUUUUGGCGUAUUUGACGUCUCUUGGAACAAGAUCUGAACGUACGUCAAGUGCUAUCGAUCGUGUUUUCGUUCCUGUGAUUCAUGGUGCAUUGUCGACGUUACUGGGAAUUCUCAUGCUUGGAUUCUCCGAAUUCGAGUUUGUCGUCAAAUAUUUCUUUGUGGUCAUGUCAGCGUUGAUAGUGAUAGGAGUGAUCAAUGGUUUGAUACUGCUGCCAGUAUUACUCUCAAUAAUGGGAGCCCCACAAGAGAUAUUUUCUGUGGAUGGUAAAGCACGUUUGAAUCUACCACCACCAAUUCGUCGCCGUGAGACCGAAAUCGAAGAGGACGACGAGGGACUGAUGAUGGUGUCACGGGGUGGACGAGCAUUCCGUAACAUUGCAAUCUAG